Entrophospora candida is the source of this 642-nucleotide messenger RNA. Lineage: Eukaryota; Fungi; Glomeromycota; Glomeromycetes; Entrophosporales; Entrophosporaceae. The record is from the annotation of a GenBank genome assembly.
AUGGUAACUGAAAAGAAAAAUAUUUCAACUGAAUUUCUGGAAUUUGAAGAAAGAAAAACUCAAAGACCAAAACUUUUAAAUGAAAUCAUAAUCAAAAAUAGCAUUAAUGAAAAAGGGAAAAGACAAACAAGAGAAAUUAAUUGUCGUAAAAAAAUUAUAGAAAUUUCAAAUAACAACAUUGAUGCUACAAUUGAUAAUAAAUGUCUACCUAAAUUUCCUCCAAUAGAGCCACCGACUGAUUUAAUAAAUAGCUUAAAAGAAUUUUUACCCAAGAUUAAAGAAGAUAAUGAAAGACUUGAAAAACUUAUGAAACAAGAUCCCAAAGCUGUUAAUAUGGAAUAUAUCGAAGAUGAUUCCAAGGGUUUUAUAGAAUUGGAUCUUGGAUUAGGAGUGUUUUCAUCAAUAGACGACGAAUCAUCAGAUGAAAUUGAUGGUGAUACUGAUUAUUAUACUGCCAGUGAUUUCAUUAGAGAUGCUAUUAAUAAAAGUCCAAUCAUAACACCAAAGAUCACUAUUUUAGAAAAUGAACACGGAACAGAUGAUGAUGGCGAUAGUAGUAGUAGUGGGAAGGAUGAUAGUGAUGAUAGCAGCAACAGCGAAGAUGAUGGUAGUAGUAAGGAGAUUAUGAUAAUAAAACAAUAA